AUGUAUACACAAACAAUAAAAAUGCCGGUCCAGAAAGAUACAAAUAUCGUAAAAAUCGCUGUUCAGAUGACGGAACAAGUACCACAACUUAUUGAAUUUAAUCAAAAACAUCCACUUACUGCUAUUAUUCAGGAAUUGUGUAAUGGGUGGGGUCUUUCUGAUCCUGAAUCAUAUUCAUUACAAUUUUCGGAGAGUAACAAUCAAAAUUAUAUCACAGAAAAAAAUCGUAAUGAAGUAAAAAAUGGUAGUAUUUUGAGAUUGGAAUUUUCCCCCUCUAAAACAGCCUGUGAUAUUCUAACCAAGCUCAAUAAUGGGACUAUGGAAGAAAAAAUUACUGCUUUGCAAAAAUUGAGCACUCUUAGCACAGAUAUGACAUUUGCAUUAGAAUUUAUUAACAAGCAAGGAUUAGCUUUAAUUAUAUCACAGGUGGAAGGCGAAAAGUAUAAGGGAAAUGCACUUGCAUAUUCACUUCAAUCAUUUGUGGAGCUAAUGGAUCAUGGAAUUGUUUCAUGGGAUAUACUAGAGACACCUUUUAUUAAUAAAGUAGCAAGCUAUGUGAACAAUCAAGCUGUAAUUCAAGAUACUAGUAUUAUUGAAGCUUCACUUAGCAUUCUUGAAAAUAUAGUAUUGAAUUCAUCAGGAAAAUAUGGACAAGUUGAAAAAGAAGUUACAUUUCCUAAUCUAGUGAUGCAUUUACAAAGUGCUCGUCCACAAAUACAACAAAAUGCAAUAGCUCUAAUAAAUGCCUUAUUUCUUAAGGCUGAUUUAUCUAAACGUAGAGCUGUUGCUGCAACUCUUCAAUCUAAACAAGUUAGAAAUGUAUUUUUGACGAAUAUCAUACAAUCUACUGGUCAGGUUGGUGCAGAAAUGGCGCACCAAUUAUAUGUACUUCAAACACUUAUGUUAAGUUUGUGGGAACAGCGUAUGAUGACAAAAAUGGAUCCACAAGAUCAAGAUGCACAUGAUAAGAUUAAAGAACUUCGAAGAAUUGCUUUUGAUACUGAAGGAGCUGUAGGUGGAGAUAUUACUGCUAGAAAACAGGGUCUUUUUGCUAAGGAUUAUAAAAAAUUGGGUUUCAAAUAUGAUAUUAAUCCUGCUCUUGAUUUUACUGAAACUCCACCCGGCAUGCUUGCUUUAGACUGUAUGGUUUAUUUUGCACGUAAUCAUACUGAAGCUUAUACUAAAGUUGUUUUAGAAAACUCUUGCAGGGCAGAUGAACAUGAAUGUCCUUUUGGUAGAACAAGUGUGGAGCUUGUCAAAUUACUUUGUGAAGUUUUACGUAUUGGAGAAGCACCUAGUGAACAAGGACAAUCAUAUCAUCCUAUGUUUUUUACACAUGAUCAUCCAUUUGAAGAGUUCUAUUGUGUAUGCAUAGUCCUUUUAAAUAAGACUUGGAAAGAAAUGAGAGCCACCACUGAAGAUUUUGUAAAAGUAUUUUCUGUUGUCAGAGAACAAAUUACUAGAGCACUUCAGUGUAAACCUACAGCAUUGGAUAAAUUCAAAAAUAAAUUACAACAAUUAACAUAUUCGACAAUUACUAAUUUAUGGCAACAAGAAAGGACUAGCAGGGAAGAGUGGGAAAGUCAUGCAAGACCCAUAGUUGAGCUCAGAGAACAAAUUACACCUGAAAUCUUAGAACUUAUUCAACAACAACGCUUAGGAUUCUUAGUAGAAGGCACCAGAUUUAUGAAAUAUAGCGCUAGAGGACAGAGAAUAAAGGAUAAGUUCUGGUACGUUCGACUUUCACCAAAUCAUAAAGUAUUCCAUUAUGGUGACUGUGAUGAAAAAUCAGUACCAACAAUAGAUGAACUUCCUACAAAAUUAGCUGUUGUUGAAAUUCGUGCUUUACUGACUGGUAGAGAUUGUCCCCAUAUGAAGGAUUUGCAGCGACGGAAAACUACGCAUCAGUUGGCUUUUUCUUUAAUUUUAGAUUCUGUAGAAGUCUCAAGCCUAGAUUUCGUUGCUCCUGAUGAACAAGUUUUUGAUUAUUGGACAGAUGGCAUUAAUGCUUUACUUGGUAGUAGAAUGACCAGUAAAGAGGCGGAAAAUGAUUUGGAGACAUUAUUAUCCAUGGACAUUAAACUAAGACUUUUAGAUACGGAAGGAAUUGAUAUUCCCCAAGAUCCACCUGCUAUUCCCGAUCCUCCAUCAAAUUAUGAUUUUUGUUAUGAAUUAAAAUAAGAAUUUCGUCUUAUAUAUGUUCAAUAAUUGUUAUAAUAAUUUAACAUAAGAUAUAUUGGCAAGGUAAUGCUUAAAUAUUUAUAUGUCAAAGAGAAAACUAAUUAUAAGCUAUAACAAGCUAUAAUAAGCUAUCCUAAACUAUAAUUUUUAUACAUACAAUUAAUUCUUGGCAUGUUUUAUUAAUGCUGUUUCAACACAAUACUUUUAAUUAUAUACAUAAAUUUUUAAUUAUGUAAACCAAAACUGAUACUUUAAUUAGGUACAAAAAUGCAGUAUAUUUUACCAAAGAUACAUUUCACAUGUACAAAUUAUAUACAUAUAACAUUUUCAAAAUUAUUUGUAUAUAUCAAAUUUAUAUUUACAUGAUAAUAUAUCCCAUCUUUUUUAUCUAAUGAUCAUAAGAGGAUAAAAAUAUAAUAUUAUAUAUGAUUCCUCUAAUAAAUUUUUAGUUAAAUUAUUCCAAUCAUGACGAAACUUUAUUUAGAGAGAAAAUGCAGUGUUUAAGGUAUAAAAAAUUCAUAAAUAUAAAUUAAUAAAUUAUUUAUUGAAUCAUUUCUUAUUUAAUAUCAUGAGUAAAAAGCUAUAAUAUUAAAAGCAAUAAUCAUCGAGAUUAUGUGCAGGUACAUAUGUGACAGUUGACAAUGUUAAUUGCUUAGUUAAUAACAUUUUCAAUUUCUUAGAGGUGUAGUAUUACUGAAAUAUAGUAAUUGCAAUUUAUCAUUAUUUACAUAAUAUCUUCUGAAAGUAUCUGGUAGUUUUGUGGAUCAUUUGUUUGAUGAUUU
This is a messenger RNA of Bombus impatiens (common eastern bumble bee), 2963 nucleotides long. It is a transcript of the gene Ced-12, whose product is annotated as engulfment and cell motility protein 1. Gene Ontology annotation, cellular component: plasma membrane. Gene Ontology annotation, biological process: actin filament organization; cell motility. The transcript has 7 exons. The coding region runs from base 1 to 2181 and encodes 726 amino acids. Lineage: Eukaryota; Metazoa; Arthropoda; Insecta; Hymenoptera; Apidae. The record is from RefSeq and is a predicted model, not a curated record.